Molecule: messenger RNA, 284 nt
Organism: Cylicocyclus nassatus
Lineage: Eukaryota; Metazoa; Nematoda; Chromadorea; Rhabditida; Strongylidae
Source: the annotation of a GenBank genome assembly
GGUCUGCUCAGGUUCGGCUCGAUGAAAUCAAGCACAUCCAUUCCUGGAGCAGGUUCAGCGAUGCUUCGCGGAGUGAAACUUCGUAAAUGCGAUUAUUUAACGAACCUUCCGGCCUUUCAUCCAUGUCUCGAUAUUCGUUGUAAAGGAAAACACCAAAUGGAAGAAGUCAAACUUACCAUCGCAAAACUUCUGUCUUAGCGUACUUGUCAACGUAUUCACUGAAGUCGAAGUUUAUCUGCAAGGAAGUAAUUUUUAUGAUGAACACAACGAUAGUUCUAAGCACC